CGACUUUCUGUUGAAUCUCCAUGUUUUUCUGCAAAAGCAAGACAGGGGAUGUGUAAAUGCGCAGAAACAUAUGUUCGACCUUGAAUCGGAAAGCCACUACCGUCACAAGAAUAUUGGGUGUGCAUUUUGUUGGCGCUACAUUCUGCCUACGCGCUACUUUAGGAUGGCAGGCAAUGCUUUGAAAAGACUCAUGGCAGAGUACAAACAAUUAACAGUCAACCCACCAGAGGGUAUUGUUGCUGGACCAGUGGAUGAAAGGAAUUUUUUUGAGUGGGAAGCAUUAAUUGCUGGACCAGAGGGUACUCCAUUUGAAGGUGGUGUUUUCGCUGUACGUUUGAACUUCCCAUCAGAUUAUCCUUUGUCUCCACCAAAAAUGCAGUUUCUAACUGAAGUGUUCCAUCCAAAUAUCUAUCCAGAUGGACGUGUAUGCAUUUCCAUACUUCAUGCUCCUGGUGAUGAUCCAAUGGGUUAUGAAAGUUCCGUUGAACGUUGGAGUCCAGUUCAAUCAGUAGAAAAAAUUUUAUUAUCUGUUGUUAGUAUGCUUGCAGGUAAUUGAUUUUAAUCAUUAAAAUGAAUUAAAUCCAAUUUUUAAAUUUUUCGUUUUUUCUUGUUAUCUGCAAAUCAUUGUCUUGUUUAGAAAACUACUCAAAAACCAUAGAUUUUGACUAAAUAACUAUCUCAUUUUUUAUUAAAAUCACAAGCCGAUCAAUGUUAGAUCACCACUAGAGACCUGAAAGCACUGAACGGCCAUCUCGUCCUAUUGUGGAACUCCUCAGCAGUGCGCAGCCAUGACUCUGCACUCGGGGACCGAAACCUUCGGUUUCGUUCGAACCCCUGGAUCAUCGAGUUAGACUCAUUUUAAUCAGAUGGUUUUUACCAUACUAUUUUAAAUUGUCAUCAUCAGUAAUUUGGUAGGUAGGAGAAAGAAGCGUUUUCCGAUGUGAUUACAUUGUAAGUUUGUUAAAAUAAUAAUCCAUUGAAUACUAAUGUUUAAUAAUUUGUAGAUAACUCUGGAAAAUACCAAUGUUAGUCAUACUGACAAACAAACAACUGUUAAUGAGAUCAAAUUAUCAAUGUAACUCACCACAACUCUCUCAUUGAAUGAAUUGUCAUUAAAAGAAAGCCAGCUAGGAUAAUAGAUUUUUGUUUAAUUUUGUAAAAUGAUAUACUGCCAUGUAAAGUAGUGAAUACAAGAGAUUAUAAAUAAUGAGCUGUCAAUGGGAUCAUUAAACAAUCGGCGGCCGGGAAAAAGGUGCAGAAAUACAAAUUCUGUAAAUUAUUCAUUCACGCUUAUGAAAUCGAGACAACUGUUAGACUUAAUUCCUACCCCUUAUCAUAUUUACAGUUUCUUAUAAGUUAAUAUUUUGUAGACUGUAUAAUAAUAAAUUUACUGAAUAGUUUUUUUUGGGGGUAGGCAUCAAAAUUCAGUUCGUAAUGGAAGUAAUCAAUCAUUUUAUCUAAUGGAAUUAUUAUUAUUAUUGUUCGAAAGAUAAGAUAAGAUCAACACCUGAACUAAGGAUAGGGAGUGAGGUAGUCGAACGCGUUGACAACUUCACUUAUCUUGGAAGUUUGAUCAGCCCUAAUGGGUUGGUGUCUGACGAAAUCUCAGCACGGAUUCGAAAAGCUCGUUUGGCUUUUGCCAACUUACGUCACCUAUGGCGAAGAUGAGAUAUCCGUCUAUCAAUUAAGGGACGAGUAUACUGCGCAGCAGUUCGUUCUGUUCUACUUUACGGCUGUGAAACAUGGCCAUUAAGAGUAGAAGAUACUCGUAAGUUACUUGUAUUUGACCACAGAUGCCUUAGAAAUAUUGCACGCAUCUGCUGGGAUCACCGGGUAAGUAAUAGUGAGGUUAGACUCAGGGUAUUAGGGAACGAUGGUAAAUCAGUUGAUGAGCGAUGAAUCUUCAUCGACUGAGAUGGUUGGGCCAUGUGUUACGUAUGCCUGAACACCGAUUACCACGACGCGCUAUGAUGACUAGUGUAGGGGUUUGUUGGAAGAGAGUUAGGGGCGGCCAAACCAAAACAUGGCAUCAGUGUUUGAAGUCACUAACUUCUAGUCUGAGCCAUGUUGGCAGAUGCAGACUACCUGGUUGGGGUCCGCGUGACUAUCGUAAUUAAUGGUUGGAGACUCUGUGUGACAUGGCUCAGAAUCGAUCACAAUGGCGUAGGUGUAUACACUCUUUAUCUUCCUUUAAACCUUGAGACUAAAAUUGCUUCAUAUCUCUCCUCCUUCCUGUACUAUAUCCUUAUAUGCAACCUAUAAUUUAUAUACUACUACCACCACUAAAUUAAUUACUUCUAUGAACCCGGUGUUCAUCUUGUUGUGCUAACGAGGUAUCGCAACUUGGACCGAUGCAUAAAUAUGCGUGGUCCUACGUUGUAGCUGACUGACUGACUGACUGAUAAAUAACAUUGAAAACAGUGCUUCCGGUUUGUACCUUACAUCCAGUAUCUGUUCGUUAGGGAUGCUUUCCGAUCCAGACUAACUGUAUCAAUUAAAUAAUCUAGUUGCAAGUUCAAGCUAGAGGAUUGUUUUUCCGAAUUAAUUCGUCUAUCUCAGAUGUGAUUUACAUGUUGCUUACAUCACGUCACCGACUCUUACGAUGACACCCGCUUUCCACGUAGUUCCCCAUUGUUGUAAGUUUCUUACGUACACUGGCAACGCAUUAAGAAACUGACGUUCAAUUCUCUUCUCCUUGGGUCUAUAAUCUCGUUUUCUUUUUUGUGGAUGCAUGAUAUCAAAUGAAGUCCAAAUCUUCCUUCAACAGGGAGGACAAACUUAGGUGAGGCUGGAUUCUGGGUUAUUACUGAUGAUUUUCUUGGUCGUAUCAUCUCCUUGUAAUUAUUCUGAAAAUCAUGAGAAAAUUUCUGUCCCCAUUUGCGCAUUAUAUAGAGAGACGAAUAUACUCGGUUGCAAAUAAGGUUGGAUGACUGGUCGAACAUUUUUAAAUCUGGGUUACAAAUAAGAUUAAAUGGGUAAUCGAACAUUUUCAAUUCUGUGAUCUAGUCAAGUCCCAAUAAAUUGAAGUGUUCAUUAUUUGCAUAGCAUUUUGAUUUGAUUGUUAGAUCAUGAAAUUUGACAGUAUGUUUGAUGAUUCCGGAAAUGUGAAUGUAGUCAGUAGUAGGAUGAAUGCUUGGCCUACCAAGUUUGUGCCAAGUUUUCCGAGAAAUCAAAGUAACAUUGAAUGCAGUGUCCAACUGCAGAGUGAUAAUAUGAUGAUAAUGGAUGAUGGAUAAAUACUUUCGUAAGCAUUGAGGGUUACAGAUGGUCAAACCAUUUUCUUGAAAAUUCGGUUGGAUCAAAAACAAAUAAAAGGUUGUGAACCCCUUAUACUCACAUUCUCAGUUUAUUACUGACUAGGUUAGGUAAUUGAAUUAUUACUUUACUGCUGUUCGACCUUUCAUUAUUAUGAAACUUAAGACAAGAUUAUUGAUAAUAAAAGUUUUCUUGGUUUCAUUGAAGAUGGAAGUUAGCGCUGAUCUUCACAUAAUUAAUUUCUAAUGUUUAAAGAAUGCUAAUUACAAUCAUAAGUUAGUUUUAGGAUCUUGAACUCGAAUUUACAUUGCAAUUUUUAUUGGUUACAAAUCAGUUCCAUAGGAACUAGUGGAUUUUUGCACUUAACGAUUAUCAAUCUACUAUACAAUUUUCCAGCAAUUAACGUAAAUAGUUUUCUCAGUACAGGUCUAUAAGUUCAGCCUUAAGACCCAAUUCGUUUUAGUAUAAGGGGUAAUGGUGCUACUCGAUGUGGUUCAGACCUGCGACCUAACAAUGAAAGGUUUUUUUCUCGUCUUCAUCGUUAAAUGACGCGCGUUUCGACUAAUAGAUAGAAGGUUCAAACUCCUUACUUGUGUUAGUCUAAGCAGUUGAAUUGUGUCACUAACCUCAUCACCCUCGUAAAGAGUGUACUUGGUAAAUAAUUCACAUUAUAACUUGGCUUAAAAUCAUCCUUAUUUCUUGGUUUUCUCUAAACUAAUUGAUACUUUUUAGAACCGAAUGAUGAGAGUGCAGCUAAUGUGGAUGCAGCAAAAACAUGGCGUGAAGAUAAAGCACGUUUCAAUAGUCUAGCACUUCGAAGUGUACGUAUUAGUUUGGGUAUUUCGGCGGAAUGAGAUACUAUCAAAACUAAAGGAGAAUAACAAUAAAACAAUAGAAACUAAUCAUAUCUUUCAAUUUUUUGUAACAUUUAUCUUUCACUUAUUAUGUAGUUUCUUCAAAAUAAUUCUUAUUUUGCAAUUAUCAUUUCUUUUUUGGUUAUUAUUAUUAAUAUCUUUUCAUUUUCUGAUCAAGUAAGUCAUGAACAAUCUUAUAAAUUCCAUGAUUUUGCUUAAAUAACUGAUUGUGAUGAAAGCCACUCCUUCAAGGAAUAAGAAAAUAGACAAACAAAAUAAAUUAACUGAAGUUUAAAUCGUAAAAAAAAGAAUAAAGUUGACUAAUUUUAAUGUGAUCAAAAUUAAAAUAUACAUGAUGAUGAUUUUAAUGACAUGACUAUUUGGCCGAAGUGAUUUUCUUUGUCUGAGACUUACUUGUGUAUAUUGUUUGGCUUGGGAAAUAUAAUAAUUAUAUUCGGGGAGAAUGGUGUUAAAGAUAUUUGUAUGAUUGUUAGUGCUAUAAGAUGUGAACAUUGUGUAAAUUGUCCAUGUUAAAAGGGGCUUCCUUUCUAUCAAGCUCUGUAAGGUUUAGCAAUGCAAAAUACCUACAGCCAAUCGUCUUUUUGUAUAAAUGGAAAAUCGUUUUCGAAUUAGUUUGGUAUAAAUAAAAAUUUCAUGGUUGUUAAAAACGCUGUUUAGUGCUACUGCUGAUUUGUCUUGUUGAUUUUAUGUUUCUAAAUGAUUAUCUAGAGGUCUCUUUGUUUAACUUAGAUGUCAUCUGACACAAGUCAUGAUUUAACGUCAAGACUACAAUAUAUAAUACAUAACAAUCCAUAAUCCUAUGUCGAACUGGUAAGAAUUCUAACUUUUAUUUGAACUAAGACAUUCAGAAAUGUUGGUAGAAUGCUUUUAUUCUAUGUGAUUUAAUGAUUCGUUGUGGUUCGUCUGUUGUGGCAUGAACAUAUGGUAGAACUGCAGUAACAACCCAUGAUAUUUCAUUGAGUUUACUAUUGUACAGCAAACAACAAUAUUUUGUUUUGUUGUACUCUUAGUAAUAUUCAGGACAAAGUUAUUAAGCUGUAGUUUGCUAGUUGUGUUUCUUCUCAGCUGAUGUUAUGGUUACAGUCGCGCAUCUGAAUAAAUUUAGAGCGAAAGAAAUAUUUGCAUUGAGUGGGUAUGCUGAGUUGAAAUCAAAGUGAUUGUUCGAGUGUGUCGGCUUGCGAUAGGUGGUUAUUUUGAAACUUCCAGUUAGAGACACUGAGAAAAAAUGACUUGUCGAUUUUGGUUUGUUUGAGUGAUCACUUCGUUUCCAACACCAUCGUCGGUUUUGCUGCUAAGUAAGUAGCUUUCAACGCGGAAUAAUUUUUGUGGUUAAUUAUUCCAGUAAUUUCAUCUCCUUUGAAGCGUAAGUAUAAGAAGUAAGUUUUCUUUUCCACUCUAUCAUACAUUACUUGAAGGUUGGUGUUUACAUAUUUAUUGAUAACCUGUUUUUGCAUGUAUGUAUAUACAUAUAUAUUUAUAUAUCAUUGAUAACCUUUGGUCAUUCCAAUCCUGAAACAAUAUUUGUUCUUGCUUUAUUUAAAAUAAUAGUAAUUGCUUC
Messenger RNA from Schistosoma rodhaini, 5688 nucleotides. The record is from the annotation of a GenBank genome assembly. NCBI's taxonomy places the organism in Eukaryota, Metazoa, Platyhelminthes, Trematoda, Strigeidida, Schistosomatidae.